AUGGCUCCCGUCUAUAUACGACACUCCACAGUGUCGUCGGCAACUACGGUCGCCUCCCUCUCCAAGCUCAUCCACCUCGUUCCCGCCGUCCUCUCGAAUCGCCAUGUCAAACGCGGCGCCGAGUUUGUGAUUGCUCAACAAACCGGAGGCGACGAGGAAGGUCCGCCUGCCGACUCACCAGAGUUCAUGGUCAGGCUGUCCUUAGCCUUUGUUUUUGUCAUUCUCGGCGGCAUCUUUGCUGGACUGACCCUCGCGCUCAUGGGCACCGAUGACCUUAACCUCCGCGUUCUCGCGACCUCGUCCUCCGAUCCCGCAGAGCGCCGGAACGCUGCCAAGGUCCUCCGGCUCCUCAGCAAGGGCCGUCAUUGGGUCUUGGUCGUCCUGCUCCUCAGCAACGUUAUCGUCAACGUGUCGCUUCCCGUCUUUCUGGACCCCGUGGUUGGCGGAGGUGUUCAGGCAGUUAUUUUGUCCACGGUGAUGAUUCUCAUCUUUGGCGAAGUCAUUCCUCAGGCUGUUUGCGUCCGCUAUGGUCUUCAGAUCGGCGGCGCCUGCGCACCCGCGGUGUGGGCCAUGAUGCUCACUUUCGCUCCCAUUGCUUGGCCCAUCGCCAAGUUCCUCGACUGGAUUCUUGGUCACGAUGCCGGUCACACGUACAAGAAGGCCGAGCUGAAGAGUUUCCUCCAGUUCCACCGCGAGGGCGAGGAGCCACUUCGUGACGACGAAAUCACCAUUCUGAAUGGUGUGCUGUCGUUAAACGAUCGCAAGGUCAAUCAGAUCAUGACGCCCAUCGGCGACUGCCUCACGCUUGCUUCCGACAAGGUUCUCGACCGCGAUGCCAUCGACCAAAUCCUUAUCUCGGGCUUCUCCCGUAUCCCGGUCCACGAGGCAGGUCAGCCUGAUAACUUCAUCGGCAUGCUGCUCGUCAAGAGGCUCAUCUCGUACAACCCUGAGGACGGCCUGCCCGUUUCCAAGUUUCCCCUUCUGUCUCUUCCAGAGGCCAAGCCCAACCUGAACUGCUUCCAGGCGCUUGACUACUUCCAGACUGGCCGUGCACACCUGCUGCUGAUCAGUGACACGCCCGGCCAGAGGGGCGGCGCCGUUGGUGUUCUGUCUCUCGAGGAUCUCAUCGAAGAGAUCAUUGGUGAGGAGAUCAUCGACGAGACAGACCUCUUCCAGGACAAUCACUCGAAGAGAAAGGCGCAGCGCAAGGCUACUGCUACCAUUAUGCGCGGCAUCAUUGAACGCAACCGUGUGAUCAACGCCCUUAGCCGACGACCCUCGGGAGCUGCAGGUUCCCCCGACCAUUCCCCUGCACCUCUUCGUGAGGGGACUCGUGAGGGUGUUCUCGUCAACCUUAUCGACACUCCAUACUCCGUCAACGAUUCCGACAAUCACGACUACCUGACUGCGAAGGGUGCCAACAGGCAGAGUAGCCGGGACGUGAUUUACGCGUCUCCCAAGCCCCGUCUCAUCGACAUUGACGAAUCACCGCCCGCGUACCCCGAACAGACGGGCGAGCAAUCUCAGCCAUCCAGCCACCACGAGGUCGACGUCGCCGUCAUCGCGCAGAGCCCCGACACCGUUAGGGAAACGAUAAUCACUGCGCCUGCAGGUGACACCAAGGAGGACGGUUCGGUUGCCAAGAUUGCGAAGGAGAUUACGGAGGAGAUUACGGAGGAGAUCAGCGGCCAGGGCAAGCUCAUUGAGGUCACUGUGACCGAUACGGACGAGGCCGUGGACGAAAUCGAGGGCAGCGUCGAGGGCAGCACGGACGCCGACGCGAGUGACUCGACCACCAAGGCUCCCGCCACUUCGACUUCUGCGUCUGCGCCCACGUCUGCGCCCACGUCCAGCACGUCCAAGUCGGGCGGCAAGAAGCGGAAGAACAAGAAGAAGAAGAAGGGCGACGCUGAAGAUCCCAAGAUGCCGGAACCGUAUCCAACCGCCACGUCGUUCGCGACGACCGCGCAAGCCUUUGUGGCCAAGUAUCCACAUGAGCGGGACGCAGCCCUUGGUCCAGAACGCACGAACGCAGGCUGGGAAUGGCGUACCAAGGUGGACAAGUUCCGAGGCGAACAGGGAUAUCUCGCGCGCCGGGCGACACUGUUGCUCCCUUCAGAGGGAAUCCAGGAAGGAGAAGAGGAGGAGCUGUGGGAAGAGGAGGACGAUGCGGUUGCGCCUCAUGCCCCACGCCGUCUCGAGGUCGAGUACAGCGUCGUGUGGAGUGCAAGUUACCGCGUGCCCAUGCUGUGUUUCCGGGCUUGGGACGAGAGUGGUACACCCUCGCCCCUUGCCACUGUCGCUGCGCACUUCCUCCGCGCGUCUAUCCCGACGGACACGGAGACCGGGUCGCGCGGGGACGCGCUGCUCCUUCCGGCCGCCCCUUUUCCGCUCAUCCAGGCGAGCGAGCAUCCCGUCACGGGCGCCGCAGUGUGGAGCGUCCACCCGUGCGAGGUGCGGAAUGCUGUUCAGGAGAUUGUAGCGGCUGAAGGAGGGGAAGGGGACAGGCUGCGCUGGCUCGAAGCGUGGUUCAUGCUCUCGGACUCUGUGGUUGAUCUGACUCUAUAA
Cutaneotrichosporon cavernicola is the source of this 2568-nucleotide messenger RNA. RefSeq lists its product as uncharacterized. Gene Ontology annotation, biological process: magnesium ion homeostasis. The coding region runs from base 1 to 2568 and encodes 855 amino acids. The transcript is spliced from 10 exons. Lineage: Eukaryota; Fungi; Basidiomycota; Tremellomycetes; Trichosporonales; Trichosporonaceae. Gene Ontology annotation, molecular function: ubiquitin-like protein transferase activity. The record is from RefSeq and is a predicted model, not a curated record.